AUGGGGGCAAUUUUGGGGGGUAAAUACACAAACGUGACAGUGAGGCGUGCCUUCAUCGUCUGGCUGCACUGCGGCCAGACCAACAAGUUCAAGGACGUCUGCAACUACUUCCACUUCUUGGAAGGAUUGGAGGACAACCUCUCAGUCGACACCCGGGCCGUCAGCCGUCGUCACGAAUUCGACCUGUUCACCAACCCGCCGCCCUCGUCCACCUACCUCAACUCCCACCACCCCAAGCUCUACACCAACACCCAGCUAGAAAACUACUACGUCACCAAACUAGAAGCCAUCAGGAACGAGAAAUGCGUGUUCAAACUAGAAGGCUUCGAGGAGAUCGGACCGAAAAAUGGGGCCACUAAACAGCAGAUAGUCGAAACCAGUCAGCUAAUCAGAAAAUAUUGCUUCAGCCACUCCAUUACUUUGAAGAAUUUCCUGACAGAAUUUAAAGAGUAUGCAGCUAAGUGUCAAUUGAACAACAACGUUCAAAACGUGGCCUUUUAUAUAAAGAGAAAAAUGGUGAAAGAAGAAAUAACAAUGAUAGCUAACUGUCCGAGAACGUUCAGCUUUCUUGAAGAGGAUUCCGUUGAAGAUACGUCUGUAAAUUUCUUGAGUCAAAUGAGAUUGUUAGAUAGUAUAAGAUUAUCUCCGACGAUGAAGCUGAAUGGAGUUGAUGUUUGGAAUAAUGAGAAUUUGAAGAACAAGGUGUCGAACGCUAGAAAUGCAUUCGCGAAGAAACAGAGUCAGAAGAGAAAUAUGAACCCGAUCCCGGAGAAACAGGAAGCUAGUAGGUACAAUAUAGAAUAUAUGAAAGUUGUUAAUCAGAAGUUGAAAAAUGAAUUAAUGUUGUUGUAACGAAAGC
Cydia amplana is the source of this 859-nucleotide messenger RNA. RefSeq lists its product as uncharacterized. NCBI's taxonomy places the organism in Eukaryota, Metazoa, Arthropoda, Insecta, Lepidoptera, Tortricidae. The record is from RefSeq and is a predicted model, not a curated record. Bases 1 to 852 code for a protein of 283 amino acids. The transcript is spliced from 2 exons.